This is a messenger RNA of Ipomoea nil (Japanese morning glory), 714 nucleotides long. RefSeq names its product guanine nucleotide-binding protein subunit gamma 3-like. The transcript has 6 exons. Lineage: Eukaryota; Viridiplantae; Streptophyta; Magnoliopsida; Solanales; Convolvulaceae. Gene Ontology annotation, biological process: G protein-coupled receptor signaling pathway. The record is from RefSeq and is a predicted model, not a curated record. Bases 172 to 714 code for a protein of 180 amino acids.
GGUUAUGUCUGUCGUUCCAUAUCCGUCGACUUACUUUGACUGAACCACGAGUUUUACGUGUCAACUCAGGGGCACUGCCAGGUGUCAGUCUGAUCUUGGGCAGGAAGCCAUUUAUGUACAUCACAAGCUAAGGGUCCUGCCAUCCAGGUGGUCGAAUUCUUGAAGGGAUAGAUGUCUGGUUCGGAACCAGGUGGCGGAGUGGCGUCAUUGCCGCCGCCGCAGCCCAGAUCGCCGCCGCUGUGCCGCCGCGAACUGGCAAAGGUUCAGGUGCUGGAAAGAGAGGUUGGCUUCCUUGAGGAUGAGCUAAAAUUUCAUGAAGGCCUGCAACCGGCUUCUCUAUUGUGCAAAGAGGUUACAAAUUUUGUGUUGGCAAAACCCGACCCCCUCGUUCCAAUCACUAAGAAGGCUUCAAGAUCCUCUCGUUUCUGGAAAUGGCUCUGCUGCAGUGCAACACCCUCUUCCAACAUUAUUAUUUCCUGGAUUUGCUGUCAUCGAUGUCCCAAAAUCAAAACGUCACGAUGUUUCAACUGUCGUAACUGCAAUUUGUGCUGCGGCUGCUCCUCCUCGUGCACCAUCGGCUGUUCAAUACCUAACUGUCACAGCAGCAGUUGUAGCUCGUGCCCGGAUUCUCGUGGCUGCUUUAAGAAGCCCUCGUGCUCAAUCUAUGUUGUGCGUGGGAACGAAAGAGAUAAAGGGUAUGGAAUUCAAUCAUAA